UCGCAGUUCUGUGCGGAGAAAAUCGCUCAGCCACACCUCCAGGUUUUCAGAGCCUUGUGGUCGUCCGCUUCCUCCCCGCGAAAAAGAUGGCGAACGUUGUCCAGUUCUCCCACUCGAUGCAGGGCCAGGCAGGCUUACCGAGUUAUGAGCAGCUGAAGGAGGAGCAUGAUCUGGGAAUCCUCGAGGCUCCCGGGGUGCCGGCUGGGGCCACGGUGGUCCGCAUGCACUCGCCGCAGGUCUAUACAACGCCGCCCCGCGACCAUAUCAUUUGGUCCCUCUGCACCACCAUAUACUUCAACACUUUCUGCCUUGGGUUUUUGGCGUUGUUUUUUUCCGUUAAGGCCAGAGAUCGCAAAGUGAUUGGGGACUACAAUAGUGCUGCCAGCUACGGCUCUACUGCCAAGUGCCUGAACCUUAUUGCUCUUCUGCUGAAUAUCCUGGCGGUUGUCAUUAUCAUUGUUGUUUUUUGCAAUAGUGAUACCGAAUAUUCACCCUCACCCUCAAUGAACCACGCACCAGCAUAAUUUCCUUUUGAAAAUUACUCUCCUCCUGUCCUUGAUACAAGAGCUUCUGCUCCUAUACCUUUGUCCCUUCACCCCUAAUCCUAAUGUGUUGUUGUUUGAAAACAGCCCUUGCUUUGAGAAACUAGUGGUGUACAACAAUUCCAACAAUGGCUCUCUUGCCAUUGCCAACUUGGAAGUGGCCAAAGGUUCAUCUCAAGAGCUGGAAUGUAUAAUUGAAUUACUUGUGUGAUUUCAGUCUGUUUCUUAAAUAUUGCACAUGGCUUUGCUGCCUCUUUGGCACUUCUGGCUUAUUUUUCUACUGGUUAUUCUCAGGCAGCCUUUUCUUCAAUUGAAUGAUACUGAUCUGGAAGGACCAUGGUGUAACCUGAGGGAAAGUAUCACUCUGUGGAGGGUUUCCCCCCCCCCCCAUGACUUUUGUAAUAGAAAAUGCUUUUAGAGGUUGUGUUGUUAUAUUCUAAAACAAUUAUUCAUUUUUUCAAAUAAAUUGUAUGGACUUUG
Messenger RNA from Thamnophis elegans (Western terrestrial garter snake), 1022 nucleotides. Its product is annotated as interferon-induced transmembrane protein 1-like. NCBI's taxonomy places the organism in Eukaryota, Metazoa, Chordata, Lepidosauria, Squamata, Natricidae. The record is from RefSeq and is a predicted model, not a curated record. Gene Ontology annotation, biological process: defense response to virus; response to interferon-alpha; type I interferon-mediated signaling pathway. The transcript is spliced from 2 exons. The coding region runs from base 87 to 524 and encodes 145 amino acids. Gene Ontology annotation, cellular component: plasma membrane.